Molecule: messenger RNA, 6610 nt
Organism: Xyrichtys novacula (pearly razorfish)
Lineage: Eukaryota; Metazoa; Chordata; Actinopteri; Labriformes; Labridae
Source: the annotation of a GenBank genome assembly
UGUCUGUCUGAUGUAACACAGUUUUUUCAUGCGGACCGAGAACCUCAUUGGUGGACUCAAACCUGGUUUCUGUGUUCUCAGGAACUUUCAAAACCUCGUCUUCCUCUGCAGCCAAAAACACGAAUCUCACACAGUCUUCAUCUUCAUCUUCAUCUUCAUCUUCACCUCCGCUCUGCCUUCUUUCCUCAGGUGAGUCAGAAUAUUGAUCUGAAAAAUAAUCACUGUCGAGUUUCUUUUUAUUCUUUAUCAUUAAAUAUUCAGUCCCUUCUCUGUUUUUUUCGAUGCCCUGGGCUGACAGGAGCCCCACUUAUAAAUACGUCGACAUGAACAAAUAAUUCAGGGAUGAUUUUCUGGUUGAAGAAAAGAUUUAAUGGAUAAAACUAAAACUGUUUCUUAGAUUCUUAUCAUCAUGGGCACUUUCAGAGGGGGGCCCGGGUGCCUCUGUCUCUAUAAGCGUGUCGAUGAAAUGAGCUGUCUCUGUUCUGUGGACUGAAUUAUCUCUUGAUACAGAAACUCCUCUGGAUUUUUAUCGUCGUGGUUUUGGAAAGAUUCAUUUAAGAAGCAGUCAGAUCUCGUUUUUAAGAUCCAACGACCUCAAAGCUUUCAGUCCCGGUCAGACUCAGGAAACAGAAAAGUGACAGUGGUGUUUUUGUGUUUGUCUCAGAGCUGAACAUGUUGGCGGCGCUGACUCUGGCCUCCCUGAGUGUCCUGGUCUGGACCUCUGAUCUCUGCCCCUCUGCCUGCCGGUGUGACCACGACCCGUUCACUGUGGUGUGUCAGGAAGGUGGACUAACCCAGAUCCCCGAUCUUCCUCCGGAUACUGUAAAGCUUUUUGUCGCAUACAACAAGAUACAGGAAGUACCCUGGAGCGAGCUGCAGAAUCUGGAGGUAUGACGAGAACAUCCUGAAACUUUGAUGCUUUGGAAAGUCCCGGACUUCAGUUUUUCCGGUUUAGUUAGCAGGUAGACCUAAAACCACACAGGUGGGAUCAGACCCUGUCUUUGUCUGAACUAGUUUCAUGACCUCGUCUCCUCUGUAACACAUAAACGUAUCUCAUCACCGCCAAGUCUGAGACAUGAACUUCCAGGUGAUCCUCCGGCUCCUCAGUGUCUUUGAUCUGAACUCGGGCCGGGCGAUACGGGAAAAAGUUUAUCACGAUUAACAGAGUUUCUUGGUCUCAUGUCUUUUCCAACACAAUAAUCUCCUGCAUCUGUGAGGUCUUUGUGUCUCUUUGGCGUUUUGUCGUAAGGCGUCGCUCUAGAGAAAGACGACUGAAUGGUCGUCUGUUUCAGGCGCCAUGGGCUCCUCGCUCCUCUCGGGGUUUGUAACCUUUGGCGUUGCGCGUGCUCUGCGGCGUGGCGCUGCUUCAGGUGGUGAAAAAGAUUUGAGGUAUUCCCCGACUUUGUGAGAACAUGUACUCGACAUAAUUUACAGUCCACAUUACUCUGCUUCAUGUCCGACCUCCAAAAACCAAAAUACCUCCACACCACCGACGUUUUCCUAACGCCAGUGUUGUGGUUGACAUUGAUGUGGUCAUCUGUUGAGCCUUCAUGGUCAUUUCUGUCGGGGGUAGCACUCAUUUUCUUUGUUUCUCACCAACAGUGCUGUCGGCUUCACCUGUUAAAGUGCUAUGGUUGGGUGGAGCUGCUGUCUGCUACGACGCUGCAGUUGGUUGAUACUUGGUUCUAAUUCAGAACAUGAUUGGUUCAGACCCGGAGAAACUCCCCUUUUCAUUGGCUGUUCGUUAUAGUCGACCAAAACAUGUCAGAAUGACGACUAUUGAAAAAGAUAUUGAUCAUGUUUUAUAUUGAUAUUGAGGGAAAUUAAUUUCUGAUAUAUAUCGUUAUGGUUUUAUCACCCAGCUCUGAUCUGAACUCUCUUCAUGUGAAGGGUUCAUCCUUCACUUUACCACAGACCUGCUCGUCCGACACUUUCUCUGCAGGAAAAUGAAAUAAUUGUCUAAUAAAAAUAAUAGAUGUCAUACGUUAUGUUGGGAUGCGGUACAAUACUAGAAGUUCUCACAGAAUCCAGUAUGAUAAACUAAUGUAAUAAGGAUAAAUGGUGAUAAGACACAUAAAGAUUAUAAUAAAAGGAUUUUUCUCUGCCUGACUCAUCUUUUCCCUCUCUGGCUCCUGGACGGUUUUUAGGUUCUGGAUCUGACUGAGAAUCAGCUGAAUGACUCGGUGGACCUCUUCCUGGUUUAUCCUCCUGUGAAGAAGCUCUCUAAACUCUUCCUCCGCAGAAAUAACAUCGAGUUUAUUCCACAGAAUGCGUUCUUGGGCUUCCCUGCUCUUACCCACCUGGACCUGAGUGAGAACCAGAUUAAGUCUCUAGAAUAUGGGACUCUAUCAGGAUUACAUAAAUUGGAGAUACUAAAUCUGAACUUUAACUACAUUUUCAGGAUCGAGCCUUUAACAUUUUUGGGGAAAUAUUCCCUUACUGAAAUCUCCCUGAGCCAUAAUUAUCUAGGACGCAUAGAUGGCCGUAUGUUCAUUGAGUGUCAAGCAGUAAAGAAACUGGUUUUAUCCAGAAACAGGAUCUCAGAUGUGGACAGCAGCAGCUUCACAGGAGUUAGGGAACUCCAACAUCUUGACCUGAGUGAUAACUUUCUGGUCACUGUUCCCUCCGGGGCGCUGAGAGAACUAAGAGAGCUGAAGUGGGUUUACCUUCAGAAGAACAACCUCACCAGCCUCCAGGAGGACUGCUUCUCCACGCUGAGCUCGCUGGUUCAUCUGGACUUGAGCUACAACACACUGACCGACCUGUCAGAGGGAUCGCUGAGAGGUCUGAGCAGCCUGCGCGAACUUGACCUCAGCGCCAACAACAUCCUUUCACUGCCCUCACAGAUCUUCAGUGACCUCACCAACAUGGAGUCACUCGAUUUGUACAAGAACCGCCUUCAGUCUCUCCCUCUGGACGUGUUCAGUCAGCUGAAGAACCUGCGGGAGCUUCAGCUGGAGGCCAAUCAGAUCAGUGACGUGCAGGUUGGGGUGUUUGACUCGCUGUCCAAACUCAAGGAGCUACAGCUGUCCAACAACCACAUCCAGGAGCUUGACCACGCUCUGUUUGCCGAGCUGAAGUCGCUGCAGACCCUGUACCUAGAGAGCAACUCUCUGAAGCACCUCCCUGAAACCCUUUUCCACAAGAUGAGUAACCUGAAGGAGAUACACCUGGAUAACAACCACAUCAGGUCCCUCCAUCCUUCGGUGUUUGAGGGUUUGGGGGACUUACAUUCACUGAGUCUCUCUGACAAUCAGCUGACCUCACUGCACCCAGACCAGUUCAGAGACCUGGUCAGUCUCAAAGAGUUGAGACUCAAUGGAAACCAAAUUCGUAACCUUUCCUCAGACUUGUUCAUGAAUCUAAGACAUCUGACAGUUCUUGACCUUAUCAGCAACCGGAUCUCAGAGCUGUCUCCUGAUGUCUUCAGAGGGUUGAGUCGUCUCAAAGAGCUCAAACUCAGCAACAACGAGCUCCAUGACAUCUCCUCCAACAGCUUCUCUCCCCUCCAAAACCUCCGUGAGCUUCUGCUGAAAAACAACAGCCUGGAUGAUCUGCACCCUCAGCUCUUCAACGGACUUUCAAAGCUGACAGAACUUGACUUGGAGGAGAAUGAGCUGGAUCAUCUACAGCCGCAUGUUUUUCAGGGACUUUUAAACCUCCAGAAAUUAAGUUUGAGGUCGAACCAGCUGAGAGCCUUAAAAAAUGGGACUUUGGAGCCGUUAAUGAACCUGAAGGUUGUGUAUCUGUCAGAUAAUCUGUGGGACUGUACCUGUACAGAAAUUCUCUACAUCAGCGGGUGGGUGAACAUUCACGGUGACAAACUGGGAGACCGGCCCACAUGCUUCCUCUCUGCAUCGUCUUCACCCUUCAGUGAGGAGACGCCUCUCUCUGAGGUCGCUCUGUCGCUGCAGGAUGUUUGCGGCGCCGCUGCUGCAAAGUGUUUGUUUCCCGCAGAGCUGCUGAUUCUGCUCUCAGUUUGUCUCGCAGCCCUCAGCUCAGUCUGACAUCCUUCGUAGAAAGGUUAUGACCACCAACCUGUUUUACUUCCUGCCUUUGUUUAACAGAACCUUGAGUAUUUUAAGUGAAAUAAAAAUGCAGUCAGAAUUAAUCCAGAGAAAAUCGGUGCUGGGAUAAUCUGAUCCUGGACUAAGUGAGUCAGACUGGAGUAUUUAAAGUAACUCUGAUUUUAAGGAUUUCAUUCACAGAAGAAGGAGUUUUUGUUGUUUUAUUUUGUAAAAUAAAGAAUGUCAUAGGAUAGUAUGAUAAAAAAAUUCCUAACAUAACAAUGUCAUUGUGUGUAUGAUAAAGAUUUUAUAUUUCAGGUAGAAUAAAAAAAUCUCAUUUUGGUUAUGAAAAUUUUUUUAUUGUAUCAUAUGAUAAAAAUGUCAAAGUAUAGUAUGUUAAAAAAUUUAAUAUUUUAGUGUAAAAAAAAUUUCCAUUUUCAGUAUGAUAAUAAUGUCAUAGUAGCGCGUUAAAGGUUUCAAAUUUUGGUAUGAAAAAAAUUAAUUAUUAAGUGUGAAAAAAAUGUCACAGUAUAGGAUGAUAAAAAUGGCACAAAAGAGUUUGAAAAAAAAUUGAAAAAACAAAAAUCCUUUUAGUACCAAAAAAAAUUUCAUAGCAUAGUAUGGUAAAAAUGUCAUAUUUCAGUAUGAAAAAUCAUAUUUUAGUGUGAAAGAAAGAUUUCAUAGUAUAGUAUGAUAAAAAAAAUUCAUAACGUAACAGUGUCAUUGUGUGUAUGAUAAAGAUUUGAUAUGUCAAUAGAAAAAAUCACAUUUUGGUAUGAAAAUAAAUGUCAUUGUAUAGUAUUAUAAAACUGGCACAAUAGAGUAUGAUAAAAAAAAAUCGUGUUUCAGUAGAAAAAAUAUAUAUAUUUAGAACAAAAAAAUUUCAUACUUUAGUUUUAUAAAAUUGUCAUAGCAUAGUAUGAUAAAAUUUCAUGUAUUAGUGCAGAAAAAUCUGAUUUUAUUAAAAAAGGCAAAGUAUAGUAUGUAAAAAAAAUUAUAUUUUAGUGUAAAAAAUAAAUUCAUAUUUAAGUGUGAAAAAAAUGUUGUAGUUUUGUAAGAUAAAAAUGUAAUAGUAUAGUAUGAUAAAAAUGUCAUAGAAUAGCAUGUUAAAAAUCUAAUAUUUUAGUAUGAAAGAAAAUCAUAAAUUAAAAUGUAAAAAAAAGUCAAAGUAUCAAAUGAUAACAAUUUCAUAUUUAAGUAUAUAAAAAAUCAUAUUCUAUGAUGACAAAAAUGUCAUAGUAUAGUACAAUAAAAAUGUCAUAGUACAUAAUGUCAAUAGUAACAACUUUUUGUAUCAAAAAAUUUACAUUUUAGAGUUAAAAAAAAACUCAUAGUUCAGUAUGAUAAAAAUGUCAUUUUUGUAGAAUGAUAAAUAUGUCAUAUUUUAGUAUGAAAAAAAAGUUUUAGUUAAGUAUGAUAAAAAUGUCAUUGCAUAAAAUGAUCGUGUCAUAGGAUAGUAUGAGAAAUUUCAAAGUAUAGUAUGAUAUAAAAGGCAUUGUAUAGUAUUAUUAAAAUGUCAUAUCUUUUAUGAAAAAAAAAUCAUAUUUUAGUGUAAAAAUGUCAUAGUAUAGUAUAAUAAAGGUUAAAUAUUUCAGUAGAAAAAAAAAUCACAUUUUGGGUUGAAAAAAAUGUCAUAGUAUAGUAUGUUAAAAAAUGUCAUAUCUUAGUGUAAAACAAUUGUCUGGUUUUAUUAUGAAAUAAAUGUCAUAUAAUAGUUUCUUAAAAGUUUCAUAUUUUGGUAUAAAAGAAAUUAAUAUUUAAGUUUGAAAAAAAUGUCAGUAAAGUAUGAUAAAAAAAAUAUUAUUUCAGUUGUUAAAAAAUUAUCAUUAUAGAAAGAAAAAAAUGUCAUACUAUAUACUUACAAAAAUGUCACAGCAUAGUAUGUUAAAAUGUUAUAUUUUUGUGCAAAAAAAUCUGAUUUUAGUUUAGAAAGACAUUGUAUAGUAUGUGAAAAUUUUUUAUAUAUGUGUAAAAAAUAAAUUCAUAUUUCAGUGUGAAAAAAAUGUCAUAGUUUUGUAUGAUAAAAAUGUAAUAGUAUAGUAUGUUAAAAACUUUUUAUUUAAAAAAAAUCUAAUUUAAGUAUGAUAAAAUGUCAUUCUAUAGAAUGAUAAAAAUGUCAUAUAAUAGUAUGAUAAAAAAUGUCUUGGUUUGGUGUCAUUGUAAAGUUCAUUGAAAAUGUCGUAGUAAAGUAUGAUAAAGAUGUCAUGGUAUAGCAUAAUUUUUUUUUUUAUUGUAGUAUGUUCAAUAAUGUCAUAGUAUAGUACUAUAAAUAUGUCAUGGUAAAGUAUGACCAAAAUUUCAUAGAAUAGUAUGAUAAAAAUUGUAUGUAUGAUAUGAUAAAAAAGUCAUAGUAUAGUAUGAUAGAAAUGUCAUAGUGUAGCAGAACAAAAGAUGUCUGAUACAUAUGAUAAAAAUGUCAAGAAAUGUCAUAGUACAGUAUGAUAAAAAUGUUAAAGUAUACUAUGAAAUAAAUGUCAUAGUACAGUAUGAUAAAAAUGUUAAAGUAUACUAUGAAAUAAAUGUCAUUGUAUAGUAUGGUAAAAAUGUUAAAGUAUACUAUGAAAUAAAUGUCAUUGUAUAGUAUGAUAAAAAAUGUCACAGGA